Molecule: messenger RNA, 459 nt
Organism: Colletotrichum tamarilloi
Lineage: Eukaryota; Fungi; Ascomycota; Sordariomycetes; Glomerellales; Glomerellaceae
Exons: 1
Coding region: 1-459 (152 amino acids)
Source: RefSeq, a predicted model, not a curated record
AUGGUGCUUCGUCCCAUCUUUCCUUUACUUCUCGCUCUCCUUACCCAAACUCUCUGCGUGUGUGCGUGCCUGUUCCUGGCGGGAAAGACACGGAAAAUACGGCAUUCAGUCUCUGACCAAGAUUCACACCUCUCACAUUCUCUUGUCCUCACACCCCCCCUCAGACCCAUUUCUGGUCACAUCUCUCGUCUUUUCUUAGUACCCGCACACCCUCUCGAUCACUCUCACUGCUCGAGGGGUCUUGGCCGUCUUAUCUCAUUGAACUCUGGACAUGUUCUGCAGGUCGCUGUCUGUCUGCCCGUAACUCUUUCCUUUCGUAAUCGCGAAGGUUUACGGAACACUCCACAAACCACUACACUCUUUUCGAUCCUAGGGUUGAUCCCAACGAACUCACCGACGGCUGGCCUGUUGAACUCGCUCUUUGAAAAAGCAAAUAGUGAAAAAGAAGGAUACGAAUAG